AUGAGGCUGAGACGCCUUUGUGAAAAGAAGCAGAAGUCAGGCAAGUGCCAUGUGGAUGCUUCCACAGCUGAUCAGUAUCACCGUGGCGGGGAAGAACGUGAGUGGCUGGAGAUAGCGUUGAUUGAAGCGAUCUGCAAGGUUGGCACCGUUUCCAAGAGCCACAAGAAGCUCCGAGCUGAAUUCCGAGCCAGGGUUGUCAUGGUCCGAGAGAGAAUGGACUCCAAAGAGCAGGAAGUUUUGGGUCAGUGGUUCACGGAAGAACGAAUGGAGAAGAGUGGCGACUUCUCGAAGGACACAAUCCGAACCAUAAUCAACUAUUGCGAGCGAUUCCCUGCUGCCCUCGUUCGUGCCUGGAAGUAUGACUCCAGUGUCAAAGAGUACUUUGUGGAGACUUCCACCAAGCAAACCAUUCGCCAAUCGGAGAUACUGCGGAGGCAAGAGGUUCAUGAAGGUGACGUGCCAUGGCUGCAAGCCAGGCAGCAUAGUCAAGUUACAGGGUAG
Messenger RNA from Durusdinium trenchii, 501 nucleotides. The record is from the annotation of a GenBank genome assembly. Lineage: Eukaryota; Dinophyceae; Suessiales; Symbiodiniaceae.